UUCUUAGCUUGUCUUCCCUCGCCCUCCUCUCCCAUCCCACAAUACCCGACACCUCCCCAUUCUUCGCUAUUCUUUCUUCCCGCCUCUUUCUCCACACCUUCCGAUUGCACCAUUGCCGGUGUAGCCUGCCAUGCCUCCGGCACACACCUUCCCUCCCUCUCCCUGCACGAAGUGACCUGAGCCGUCGCCGCGGGAUGGGCCGCCACCCCUCCCUCUCCUCCAUCUCACGGUCCGACACCGAUCCGGAUCCCGACUGCCAUGCCGAGCUCGACUGCCCCUUCGGAAGGCUCGACACCCUCGGGCGGUCCGACCUCCGCGAGACGGCGUACGAGAUCUUCUUCAUGUCGUGCCGCUCGUCCCCCGGCUUCGGCGGCGGCAGCAGGAGCCCCCUGAACUACCUCCCGUCGUCGUCGUCGUCGCCGUGGUCGGCGGCGGCUUUUGACGGGGGCAGCGGUAGCGGAGGGGAGGGAUCUCCGAAGUGGGGGCCGGGGAUGUCGGUGCCGAAUAGUCGGAUCAAGAAGGUGCUGGGGCUGAAGGCGAGGCGGUCGUCGCCGAUGAGGACGGGAAUGACCCGCGGGCUUAACUCGCCGGGGAAGCUGAAGAGGCCGAUGACCUCCGCGGAGAUCAUGCGGCUGCAGAUGCGCGUGACGGAGCAUAGCGACCACCGGUUGAGGAAGACCCUCAUGAGAACCCUCGUCGGACAGAUGGGCAGAAGAGCAGAGACGAUCAUCCUUCCUCUGGAGCUCCUCCGCCAAUUGAAGCCCUCCGAAUUCAAUGACGCACGAGAAUACCACCAGUGGCAGAGGCGCCAGCUCAAGAUCCUUGAAGCAACCCUUCUCCUAUACCCUUCGCUCCCUGUGGACCGGCAAAACCCGGCGGCCAUCCGUCUGCUGGAGAUCGUCCGAGCCGGUGAGAUCAAACCCAUCGAUACCAGCAAGAACUCGGAAGUCAUGCGCAACCUCUGCAACUCCGUCGUCGCCUUGGCUUGGCGAAGCUCCGGUGGUGCCUCCACCGAAGUAUGCCACUGGGCCGAUGGCUACCCUCUGAACGUUCAUCUCUACCUCGCUCUCCUGCACUCCAUCUUCGACCUGCGUGAGGAGACCGUGGUGUUGGACGAGGUCGACGAGCUCGUCGAAUUGAUGAAGAAGACGUGGCCUUCCUUAGGGAUCAACCGGAUGAUCCACAACGUCUGCUUCGCGUGGCUGUUCUUCAAACACUACAUCGAAACAGGACAAAACGAACCGGACCUGAUGUGCGCAGCGGUGACGAUGCUGACCGAGGUCGCCAACGACGCGAAGAAGCCGGAUCUCGAAGCUAACUACGUGAGGCUCGUGUCUGCUGUACUGGUUGUGAUGCAGCGUUGGGCAGAGAGGAGGGUGUUAGACUAUCAUGAGUGCUUCGACAAGGAAACCACAGCAAGCAUGGAGCACAUACUCUCUCUGGCAGUCUCCACAGCGAAGAUCAUCGGCGAGGAUCUAUGCAACAGUGGGAUGGUCUUCGUCAUCCAUGACGGCGAGGUGGGGAUGAAUCCAUCCGGAAACAGGGUAGAUUACUACAUAAAGUCUUCCAUAAGGAGUGCAUUCACCAAGAUACUAGAGAAUGGAGCUGCACUUGAUGAGAGUAUGACGAUCAAAGCAGAUGAUGAACCAAGAAACAUUCUGGUCCAACUUGCAAGUGAUACGGAGGAACUGGCCGUGUUUGAAAAGGACGCAUUUAGCCCAGUGUUGAGGAAAUGGCACCCGCUCCCUACUGCGGCCGCGAUGGUGGCGAUCCACGGCUGCUUUGGGAUUGUGCUGAAGCAGUACUUGGCCAAGGUCACAAGCCUCACAACUGAGUUAGUCCGAGUCCUGCAAUCUGCCGGAAAGUUGGAGAAGCUCCUAGUGCAGAUGCUCAUGGAGGACUCCGCCGACUGCGAAGAUGGUGGGAAGGAAAUAGUGAGGCAGAUGGUGGCUUACGAGGUGGAUUCCGUCGUCGCAAACCUCCUCAAGAAUUGGAUGGAAGAAAGGUUGAGUAUGGGAAAGGAAUUCCUUAACAGAGCAAAAGAAACUGAGACCUGGAUGCCGAGAUCCAAGAAGGAGCCCUAUGCCCAGUCGGCUGUGGAUCUGAUGAAGCUGGCCAAGGUGACCGUGGAUGAGUUCUUUGAGAUCCCACUGGGAGUCAGAGAUGCCAUGGUUCAAGACCUUGCUGAUGGCUUGCAGACCAUCUUUCAGGAGUACACUGAGUUUAUUGGUGCAUGCGGGAUCAAACAACGCUACGUGCCCAGCCUUCCCCCACUGACAAGAUGCAACCAGGACUCCAAGUUCAUCAAGCUGUGGAAGAAGACGGCCUGCAGAGCCGGAGCCGGGCUCUUGCACGGAGAGGACGGCCCGAUUAACACGGGCCACCAACGGCCAUCCACAAGCCGAGGCACGCAGCGGCUCUACAUCCGCCUCAACACCCUUCACUUCCUCAUCGCCAAUCUGCAUGCCCUCGACAAGUCCCUCGCCUUCUUCUCCCGCGGCAGCCCGUCCCCCUCCCCGCGCCUCGGGAGCUCCAACCGCCGCUUCGGCGCCACGUCCAGCCACUUCGACCCCGUCCUCUCCUCGGCGCAGUACGCCAUCCAGUACGUGUCGGAGGUGGCGGCCUACCGCCUCAUCUUCCUCGACUCGCGUCACUUGUUCUACGACGGGCUUUACGUCCACAGCGUCGCCGAAGCGAGGAUGCGCCCAGGGCUCCGCAUCCUGAAGCACAACCUGACGCUGCUGGCGUCGAUCGUCACUGAACGGGCGCAUCCGCUGGUGUUGAAGGAGGUGAUGAAGGCGUCGUUCGAGGCGUUCCUGAUGGUGUUGCUGGCCGGGGGGAGCGAGCGGGCGUUCGCGCGGGAGGACUCCGAGACGGUGCUGGACGACUUCCGCGGCCUGAAGCGGGUGUUCAGCACCUGCGGGGAGGAGGAGGUGGGCCGGGAGGGGGAGGUGGUAGAAGGGAUCGUGACGCUCAUGGGGCUGCCGACGGAGAGGCUGAUCGAAGACUUCAGCAUCGCGGCGUGCGAGGCUAGCGGGGUCAGCGUCACUGGUGUCAGCGGGGAUGGAGUGCCGGUGGGUACGAAGGUGCCUAUGCCGCCGACAACAGGGAGGUGGAACCGGGCGGAUCCUAACACUGUGUUGAGGGUGCUGUGCCACAGGGACGACGAGCUGGCCAACCAGUUUCUGAAGCGGACGUUUGAUCUGGCCAAGAGGCGGUGAAGGUUCGGCAACGACGGACAACAACGAGAGUCAGUCAGAGGAAAGAGGAGAACAAGCAAACAGUCAAAAGUGUGUAGGUACAAAACAUAUUAUGCAUCCACUAUAUAUAUAUAUAUAUAUGAAGAGUGGAUAUACUUUUUUGUGAUAUGUGCAAUGGAUAUAAAUAAUAUUGUCAUAUACUCAUUC
Messenger RNA from Musa acuminata subsp. malaccensis (wild Malaysian banana), 3407 nucleotides. Its product is annotated as protein unc-13 homolog. The record is from RefSeq and is a predicted model, not a curated record. NCBI's taxonomy places the organism in Eukaryota, Viridiplantae, Streptophyta, Magnoliopsida, Zingiberales, Musaceae.